AUGUCCGACAUCGACCAAAAGGCGCUCGCCGACAAGGCGCAGCUCAAGAUCGAGAAGCGAAAGCGCUUUGAGCAGGUCUUUCCCCUCCUCGUCGACGAGCUCACCUCGUACCUCGAGUCCGAGCAGAUGCCCGCAGAGGCAAUCGACUGGUUCAAGCGCAACCUCGACUACAACACCCCCGGCGGAAAGCUCAACCGCGGCCUCUCGGUCGUGGACACGGUCGAAAUCAUCCUCUGCACCGACAACGCCACCGGAAACCUCACCCGCCAGCUCACCGACACCGAGUACCUCAAGGCCGCCAUCCUCGGCUGGUGCAUCGAGCUCCUCCAGGCCUACUUCCUCGUCGCCGACGACAUGAUGGACCAGAGCAUCACCCGCCGCGGCCAGCCCUGCUGGUACCGCGUCGACGGCGUCGGCAACAUUGCCAUCAACGACGCCUUCAUGCUCGAGGCCGCCAUCUACUUCCUCCUCAAAAAGCACUUCCGCUCCGAACCCUACUACGGCAUGCUCCUCGAGCUCUUCCACGACGUCACCUUCCAGACCGAGCUCGGCCAGCUCAUCGACCUCAUCACCGCGCCCGAGGACUCGGUCGACCUCUCCAAGUUUUCGCUCAAGAAGCACCACCUCAUCGUCGUCUACAAGACCGCCUUUUACUCGUUCUACCUCCCCGUCGCCCUCGCCAUGCGCAUGGCCGGCAUCCAGGACGAGGCCCUCUACAAGCACGCCCUCGACAUCCUCAUCCCCAUGGGCGAGUACUUCCAGGUCCAGGACGACGUCCUCGACUGCUACGGCAAGCCCGAGGACAUUGGCAAGAUCGGCACCGACAUUCUCGACAACAAGUGCUCGUGGAACAUCAACAUUGCGCUGGCGCACGCCACGCCAGAGCAGCGGGCGGUGCUCGACGCCAACUACGGCCGCAAGGACUCGGCGUGCGAGGCCAAGGUCAAGGAGGUGUUUGCCGCGCCCAACAUUGACGUCGCCGGCCGCUUUGCCGCCUACGAAAAGGAGAGCUACGAGAAGCUCAACGCCCUCAUUGACGCGCUACCGGAGGGCGCCGGUGCCACGGCCGAGCACGGCGGCCUCAGGAGGGACGUCUUCCGCCUCUUCCUCGGCAAGGUCUACAAGCGUGCCAAGUAG
Molecule: messenger RNA, 1137 nt
Organism: Pseudozyma flocculosa PF-1
Lineage: Eukaryota; Fungi; Basidiomycota; Ustilaginomycetes; Ustilaginales; Ustilaginaceae
Exons: 2
Coding region: 1-1137 (378 amino acids)
Biological process (GO): trans, trans-farnesyl diphosphate biosynthetic process
Cellular component (GO): cytoplasm
Molecular function (GO): (2E,6E)-farnesyl diphosphate synthase activity; dimethylallyltranstransferase activity
Source: RefSeq, a predicted model, not a curated record